Messenger RNA from Sphenostylis stenocarpa, 558 nucleotides. The record is from the annotation of a GenBank genome assembly. NCBI's taxonomy places the organism in Eukaryota, Viridiplantae, Streptophyta, Magnoliopsida, Fabales, Fabaceae.
AUGGUGAAAGGAAGCGAAAUGGAUGGCGUAGAAGUACCUGAAGCAGUGAUAGACACUCUCAACCGCACUUUGGGAAGCCUUCAACAGCUCGAGACUGACUUACCCCAAUUCCUCUCUCUCUCCCACCCUGACCUUCUCGCUGAAUUGCCAUUUCUCGAACGCGCUCAUUCGCUCUUCUCCCUCGCCAAACUGACUUCCACCCUCUUCUCAUUGAAGUUAAGGUGCAGAGGGGUUAACCCAAAUGACCAUCCUGUGAAAUCCGAGCUUGACAAGAUAAACGUGUUGCAGAAGAAACUGGAACGCCUUCCGCGGUUGAGUGAAGAACAGGAGCAAGACAUGAGCAACAUAAAUGGAGGGGGGGGACCAGAGAUAAACUACGAGGAACGGGCUGGUCAAAAGAGGAAGUAUCCAUCUUCUGAAGAGCCGGCUGUUCAAAUUGAUGAUAGUCAGUCCCUGGUGGAAGUAAAGGUAGAACAUCUUGGCAAUAACAGUGGAAAUGUUAAGGGAGCAAUAGUAAUUGACAUUUCAGAUGAUGAUGAUGAGGUACCUGCACCUUAG